Chiloscyllium plagiosum (whitespotted bambooshark) is the source of this 3471-nucleotide messenger RNA. RefSeq lists its product as uncharacterized. Gene Ontology annotation, molecular function: catalytic activity. The record is from RefSeq and is a predicted model, not a curated record. Lineage: Eukaryota; Metazoa; Chordata; Chondrichthyes; Orectolobiformes; Hemiscylliidae.
AAAAACCCUUGCUACUCAUGCCUUACUCGCACUGUCGUGUGUUAAUUUUUGAUCGGGUAAAUGCGGAUAUGUGACCUUCCCCUUUAAUGACAGCAGUCGGUGCAGGUACAGGAAAUCUGCGGGAGCGGAAAACCCGGGGCGGAUCGAUUGGGGCGAUCAUUCCGUGCGGCAUCUGCGGACACAUCGGAACUUGACCAUCCCGGCUCUGCUCGCACAUCGCUGGCAAUCUGCUUUCUUUUGUCUCCCCUGUGCAGCCAUGGAGUUGGCUUGGUUGCUGCUUCUGCUGGUUGUGUUUUAUGUUGCAUUUCUUUACCGCUUUACCGGCGCUUGGACAAAGGCUGUGGUCCGGGAGAAGGGGAAAGCGGAUUGCUCGCUCCAGUAUGGGCUGAAGGACAUGCCAGCACUACGUCUGUCUGGCCUUUCAUUGAAAAUAAUGGCACAUCUGUCAAACACGAUCUUUGGACAGCUGAUUUUAAUUCCACUGAUCAUGAGGAUAACCAAUCUUACCUUGUUGCGGCACCUAGUUAUUCCAGAAGACCCGGUGUUCAUUCCUAUUGUUGUUCCUGAUGGAAACAGUGAACCACCAAGAGAUAGAACAAGUGACAGUAUUCUAAAUGAAGUUCUACAAUUGAGUAUGACUGAAGAGAGGCUUGGAUUUAGCUUCAACACUAUCUCUGACUUUCUGGAAGGAUACAAGUCAGGUAAGAUAACUCCAACCCAAGUUGCUACGAAUGUAAUAAGUGCUCUAGAAGAUGCUGAUGAAGCCGUUAUACCAUUGCGUGCUAUUGUGCAAUAUGAGGGUCACCUAAUAAUGAAGAUGGCAGAAGCCUCCACUGCUCGAUAUCAAGCUAAUGAGCCUCUGUCCCCACUGGAUGGAAUUCCUGUCUGCUUGAAGGAGGAAAUAAAAGUAGUUCCAUUUCAUCAUCGAGUAGGAACUCUUUAUCUUGGUGAAGAGCGAGAAACUGAGGAUGCUACAAUCACAAGAAAGUUACGGGAGUCUGGAGCAAUUAUUAUUGGUGUAUCCAACAUGCAUGAGCUUGGGUUAGGUGUUACUGGCUGCAACGUCAACAGAUUCCAUGGCGUUCCCAGAAAUCCUUACAAUCUUCGCUGUUUUACUGGAGGGAGCUCCAGUGGUUCAGGGGCAGCUGUAGCAUCUGGUCUUUGCCCGUUGGCGAUUGGGACCGAUGGAGGAGGGUCUAUAAGAAUUCCAGCAGCAUUCUGUGGUGUGGUGGGAUUGAAAGUUACCUUUGGUCGAAUCAGCACCAUUGGGUCAUAUCCUCUUUCCUACUCUACUGUCAGUUUGGGUCCAAUUUGUACAUCUGUAAAAGAUGCAGCUAUAUCUUAUGCAAUUCUGGCAGGUCCAGAUCCUGAUUAUCCAUAUGGUGUUCAACAACCUCCAGUAAACUUCCAUAAUAUUGGAAGUCCUGAUCUGAAGAACAUAAAAAUUGGGAUAGAUUGGAAAUUCUUCAAGGAUUGUGAUACUGAAGUCUUGGAUGUUUGUCAGGAAGCGGUGCAGUACUUAAAAGGUUUUGGUGCAACACUGGUAGACCUACACAUCCCAGAACUGGAGGAGAUAAAAGUUUCCCACACUGUUUGCAUACUGAGUGAGAUACAGCAGGCCUUGCACCUGGAUUUUAAUACUCAAUACAAGAAGAUGAAUCUGGACACCAGAGCAACUUUAGCUCUUGCUUCUAACUUCUCCGUGCUGGAUUACAUACAGGCUAAUCGGCAGCGAUCACGGACUAUGCAGUUCUUAAAAGAAAUCUUUAAUGAUGUGCAAUGCAUCAUCACACCAGCUAUAGCCUGUAUUGCUCUACAUUCUGAACCUUCUGACUUCGUCACAGGGUGCAGUGAUUUUCAAUCCAUGUUCCGCACAGUAAGAUAUAUGCAGCUUGCAAAUUUGACAGGAAUUCCUUCUCUUGUAGUCCCUGUUGGAUACAGCUCCUCCAGGCUACCCAUAAGCCUUCAGAUUAUGGGUAAAUGGUGGGAUGAAGCAAUUCUUUUCCGAGUUGGAAUGAAGGUAGAACAAUUCCGAACUGAAACAAAGAAACCUCAGAUUUAUUAUGAUCUUCUGCAGUGAAGCAUUAAGUUAUCCCCAGCUGUGUGACUGUGUAUUCGUCCUUAUACAUUUCUCUUUGUUGUACUACUUGUCAGCCCUCCUGCUGAGAGAACAGCUUUCGUCUUUUUUUUCUUCUUCCCUUUUACAGAUUACCUGCAGGCUGCUGGCCGUUGAGAAUAAUGCCAAAUUUAUAUGGUAUAUUUACAUGUGCAUAAUAAAUGAACCAAUGCAAAUCAAUUCAAAUACACAAUUCGGGAUUUUGGUUGUAAAUGAAUGCUUCUGCUUUGAGUUGUAAGUUAUUGCAAAGUUGAAACUUGGUACAUAAAAGAAAUGAAGUGUAAAUCAGAAAGUGCUACAAACAGAAAGUGAGCUAGUCAGCAUCUGAGGAAGCACACAAAUUAAUGUUUUGACUGCAGAAAGGUGCACAUGAAACUUUCUUUCCAGAUAAAAUUAGCCUGGAAAUGACCCGGAGUUUUCGGGACUGUGCAACAAGCUUAAAAAAAAAACUAGUUUUUAUUUAAAUUCUUCUUGUUGCAUCACAACUUGGCUAACUGCCAUCAGGUAGAAAAUUAUUUGCUGUUUUUGUUCAUCUUCAGUAACCCAUUUCCAAUGUUUAAACACACUAAUAGUUUUGUCAACCCGAUGUUACUAAGCCAUAGGGGAUUUGAUUUUUGUCUGUCAGAGGGAGAAACUAUUAAUGUUCUGUCCCCAAAAGUGAGAUCUAAAUUCAUAAUAUAUUGAACAGGCAUUAUAAAUAUUUAAUAGGAAAUUAAUUUUGUAACCAAUAUCAAGGCUUUCUGACAAGCCAUUUAAGUUUAAUUGAUAAAACAUUGAAUCGCAUGUCUUCCUUCAUUAUCUUGCAUUUUAAAUUGUACAAUUCUCAUACUUUCAACUGAGUUGUUAAGAUAAGAUAAUUUUGAAGAAAUUUCCUCAAACUUCUAGUUUUGAUGGGGGUGGAAUGACUGUUAUCAGUCUGAUUGUCUAUUACACAUCUUGCCAGGUUUUCCUUUUCAUUGAUAUUAAAAGCAAGAAAAAAAAUCAAAUGGGGCAUCCAACAGGUGAUUAAUCUGUUAUCACCCAUUCUACACUAACGCUGAAAUUGAAAACUCCAGUGAGUGUUGCUGAACAUUGAAGAUAAGUAAUUUUUUAUUAAAUAUUUGAUUAAAUAGAAAUUCCUGUAUUGCGCCUGUAAUUCUUGUUGAUGUUUUGUGUUUUUAACAAUUGCAGUUGUACGAUUGUGUCAUGAGUGACCAAUUACUUGAUUGCACUGUACAUACGAAUCUCCUCCAUUGGAUGCUUUAUUCAAUUGAAUGUUUCAAAUGAAUGUGAUGGAUCCCAUCAGCAUUUUGUAUAUAUUCAGCAACUGUAACUUUGAAAUGUUUUGAUUUUAAUAAAAGAUCUUUUCAACAUCA